Molecule: messenger RNA, 801 nt
Organism: Blepharisma stoltei
Lineage: Eukaryota; Ciliophora; Heterotrichea; Heterotrichida; Blepharismidae
Source: the annotation of a GenBank genome assembly
AUGGGAGAAGUUGUAGGGAAUGAACAAUUAAGAGUGUUUUGAAAUCAACUGCUCCCAUGAUAUCUAGAAAAUGUAGAAGUGCCUACUGCAAUUUAUUCAACUAUGAUUCCUAUGUUGAAGCUAAAAUCAGCAAGAAAAGUAGCAGAAACAGGGUGUGGCUCUGGAAAUGGAAUUGAAGUUUUGAGACUUUAUCUUCCACAAGAUGCAGAAAUUUUUGCAAAUGAUCUUGCAGAAGAGAUGGUUAAUGUUGUUCAAAGUAGAAAUUUCCUGAACACUCAUUGUAUUGCAUGCAGUAAUGAUGAGCUGCCAUAUGAAGAUAAUAGUUUUGAUCGAUAUGUCUCAAAUGUGUCAUUGCAGAUUGUCCCAGACCCAGAAAAAAUGUUAUCAGAAGCUUAUAGAAUUUUAGCACCCGGAGGAAUUGCUGCAUUUUCUGUGUGGGGAAGACAAGAGAAUAGCUCUUUUCACACAGUUUUAAGCGAUGCUAUUGAAGAAGCCAUGGGGCCUAGUCAAGACCAUAAAAGAUCAAAUUUUCAUUUAAACGACCCUUUAAGGUUGAAAGCUUUAAUAAAAGCUGCAGGAUUUAGUAAGGUAUUAACAUAUUUUACCCUAGCACCUUGUGGAUAUAGAACAGUUGAAGAAGCCAUGGAAUCAUACUUAAGUCGACCUUCUGUCAAUAAAAUGAGAAGCGGUGAACAUUUCGAAUUAUUUUCACAGUGUUUGAGAAGAAAAAUUCAUGAAAUUCUUGUAGUAAAAGAAGAGACUAUUAGUUUUGAGUGCUUAGUGGCUGUUUCUUAUAAGUAA